This is a messenger RNA of Malassezia globosa CBS 7966, 900 nucleotides long. RefSeq lists its product as uncharacterized. Gene Ontology annotation, biological process: protein dephosphorylation. Gene Ontology annotation, molecular function: protein tyrosine phosphatase activity. NCBI's taxonomy places the organism in Eukaryota, Fungi, Basidiomycota, Malasseziomycetes, Malasseziales, Malasseziaceae. The record is from RefSeq and is a predicted model, not a curated record. The transcript has a single exon. Bases 1 to 900 code for a protein of 299 amino acids.
AUGGAAAACAGCGACUUACAAAACGAGAUUGCAGCAGCGACGAAUCAUCUCAUAAAACUGAAUGCACUUGACGAAUUGCGCUUGGAAGACCCAGAGUUCAGUCGUCACAAAGCCGAAGAGGCGCCUGAUGCCAACCGUUACUUGAAUGUCAUUCCCUACGACCAUGCUCUGUUGCCGGGUGCAUAUCAGAAUGCGUCGCUUAUUCCACCAUAUUCAGGAAAUAGAAACUCAGCUUCAUGUGUCGCAUCUCAGGCACCACUGGCCACAACGCUAAGCCAGUUUUUCGAACAACUCCACGCCCAAAAAUCGAAAGUCAUUGUGAACCUGACGGCGCUAGAGGAGAAUGGGAUCGUCAAAAGCGAGCGUUACUGGCCACUAGAUAAAGAGACACCAUUUAUUUCACCUGAUGGACAAUGGACCGUAUUUCUUAUGUCUGAUCUGCCCGCCAAGGAUGCUUUUGAUAAAACCCAAUACGCCGAAGCUGCUUCUCUCCUUGAUCUACGCGUUCGACGGCUAAAACUGCUAUCAAUCAUGGGAAAGGAAAGAAAAGAGCAUGAGAUUACGCAGCUGCAUUUCAUUGGAUGGCCAGAUCAUGGAGCGUUAGCACCAUUGCACCUCCUGGCCUUGAUUCAGGCAGUCCGGGCAGUUCAACCUUCAGCAGUACCAACGCCCAUCUGGGUUCACUGUUCGGCAGGAAUUGGACGCUCAGGUACUCUUAUCGGAACCCUUUUCGCACAAGAAGAGCCUAUUUUAUCCUCAACAAACCAAUCAAGCAUAGAAACGACUGCGAACAUCACGGCCCAUAUGCGCAAGUUCCGACCCGGCAGUGUCCAGUCUGUGGGUCAAUUUCUUGCCAUGGCACAUGCUAUUGGGUCACUCCGUUCUGAGAAGGGGGUAUAA